Molecule: messenger RNA, 1614 nt
Organism: Symbiodinium sp. CCMP2592
Lineage: Eukaryota; Dinophyceae; Suessiales; Symbiodiniaceae
Source: the annotation of a GenBank genome assembly
AUGCUAGCUCUGCGGCGAUGGCUGGUGGUCGUUGUGACAUUGACCGGUCUGGGAAUGUGGAUGGCCCAGACGAGCAGCGGGACUGUUGCGACGUCCCUGGCCUCCUUUCGCAUACAAGCGGCGGCAGCUUUCAGCGCCGUGACAGAGACCGGCAAUGAGACUCUGCAAGAGACUCCCAUAGCAGGCGCAGAAUCCCUGGUUUCAGUUGUGGAAGAGCCCCAAAGACCAGAUUUUGAUGACGAGGACUUCUCCGAAGAGGAUCUGCUGGAGCUUCCCCUGCAGAGCAUCUGGACGAAGAUCGCCUCCUCUCGGGGCCUUGCGACCGUGGCCAGAGCUGUGUGCCAGUCGCUGGGCAACAGGACCCUGCCGUCCUUGUUCGAGGACCUCUCCGGCAGGAAUGGCAGUCUGCAGGAGGCCACAGAUCGGGCCUGUGGGUUUCCCUGCCGCCAGUCAUCUGGGGUAUGGGAGGCGGUGGAGAGCUUUUCCCUGAAGGAAAGAGUCUGGCUCGGGUUCAUGGUGGUGCAGAUGCGCAAUGGCAGCAUUCUCCCGGGCAAUGGCACCUGUCGGCCUGAUCAGCCUUCGCCCAGGGUGCUGACGCAUCUCCAAGGAGCCCGGGGCCAGGGCCUGGGCAACUUGCUGCAGGGUCUGCACUCCGCGCUCCACAUUGCGAUGAUCUCUGGCAGGGCCUUCCGGAUGAAGUGGCCGAGGCUCGAAGAUGCCGUCCGGCCGCGGUUCCUGAACUGGAAAGAUCCGGUGGGAGCCGGUUGCAAGCCGCAGUUGGCGGAGCUUUGGAACUUCGGCCGGUUCCAGGACAACUUUCGGCCGACUCUGACCCUGGCAAAUGGCAGUACGGCCAUGAUGCACUUCACCGGGAACUGGGGCAUGCUGCCGCCGAAGUGGGGCAACCUCUCUGGCAUAGGGCUGCCGGACGUGGCCAUCCGCGAUGCCUUCCCGCAGCGGGGGCAGGCGCCAGGCUGUCUACUCCACUUUGCCCUGGGCGCAAAGGAGUCCCUGCUGAAGGACGUGGACAAGGCACUGGGCCACCAGCCGCCCGGCCAGAUCGCCCUUCAGCUCCGCACGGGAGAUGCGGUGAAGAACUCCAUCUCGGGCGAUGGCAGAGACAAGCGCCAAGUGAUCGUGAACAAGGUCUGGGGUUUGGAUAACCCGAAGAGGGCUGCGACGGUGAUGGCCGAGUGCUUUAGGCAGCUGUGCGGCCACCUCUUCGCCCAACCCGGCUUGGCGGGUAAGUUGACCGGCCCGAAGUGCGUCGGGCUCUUCGAGACGGAUAACUUCGAUGCCAGGCACACCAUACAGGCCUUGGGGCCCCAGAACGGUGCCACGGUCCUUCGGGCAUCUGGUAUCGAUCCACGGCACAGCGUGCAGGAUUCCGCCACCUCCAUCACCUUAGCUUCCAUGAUCGCCAUGGCAUCGCACGAGGUGCUCCUGAAAACGGCGGGUUCUAUCGGAGAGAUCGCGAGGCAGCUGGGCUCCGGGAUCCGACCUGGUGGUCGCUGGUUCCUCUUCGAGACUUUCCUGAAAGAGCGGGCUCUGCGGAACCAGUCCGAAGACAACGUGGCCAGGCUUUGCGACCCGGCCUUCCACCCAGCCGGAUGA